UUUAUGGAGCAAGAAAACAUCACAGCUACUUCAAUAUUCAUCCUUCUGGGACUUUCAAAAGAAACUGAUAUCCAGCCUCUUGUAUUUGGGCUGUUCCUUUUCAUUUACCUGGUCUGCAUCACAGGAAAUAUGCUUAUCAUCCUGAUCAUUAGCUCAGAUGCCCACCUCCAGACUCCAAUGUAUUUCUUUCUUUCUAACCUAUCUUUUACAGACAUUUGCUUCAUAUCCACCACAGUCCCCAAGAUGUUAGUGAACAUCCAGACACAGAAUAAAUCCAUAACAUAUGAAGGCUGCCUUGCUCAGAUGUAUUUUUUCAUGUUUUUUUCUGGAUUGGAUAGUUUGUUACUGACUGUAAUGGCGUAUGACCGGUUUGUGGCCAUAUGUCACCCCUUGCACUACAUGAUUGUCAUGAGCCCUCACUUGUGUGUUAGUCUACUUCUACUGUCUUGUCUAAUCUGCCUGGCCUAUUCAUUGUUGCAAACUUUAAUGUUUUUGAGGGUGUCUUUCUGUAAGAAAACAGAAAUACCCCACUACUUCUGUGAACUUGCUCAGAUUCUCAAGCUUGCCUGCUCAGACACAUAUGCCAAUGAUGUCCUGGUUUAUUGUGUAACUGGUUUACUAGGUAUUAUUCCUCUGUCUGGGAUUCUUUUCUCAUAUUCUAAAAUUAUCAACUCUAUAGUGGGCAUUUCAUCUGCUAGGGGUAAGUAUAAAGCCUUUUCUACUUGUGGCUCUCAUCUUUCAGUGGUCUCAUUGUUCUAUGGCACAGGCCUUGGGGUCUACCUUACUUCUCAAAUGUCCUAUACAUCCAGAGAGGGUUCAAUAGCCUCAGUGAUGUAUACUGUGGUUACUCCUAUGCUAAACCCUUUCAUCUACAGCCUGAGGAACAAGGACUUGAAUCAGGCUCUUGGAAGAUUUUUUCAUAGCAUAGGAGACAGGUUUCGGUAGAUAAUAGAAUCAAGAGGGGUGAUGAUAAGAGUAUUUUAGCACAAGUUACAUUCUUUUAUAUUCUUAAGACACAGAGAAGAAAUAUUACUCUGAAGUACAAGAAUAAAAUAUUUUAAGACAAUAGAUAGAAUA
Molecule: messenger RNA, 1077 nt
Organism: Mus caroli (Ryukyu mouse)
Lineage: Eukaryota; Metazoa; Chordata; Mammalia; Rodentia; Muridae
Product: olfactory receptor 7D4-like
Biological process (GO): G protein-coupled receptor signaling pathway
Cellular component (GO): membrane
Molecular function (GO): olfactory receptor activity; G protein-coupled receptor activity
Source: RefSeq, a predicted model, not a curated record